Gambusia affinis (western mosquitofish) is the source of this 3283-nucleotide messenger RNA. RefSeq names its product fibronectin leucine rich transmembrane 3 (gene flrt3). NCBI's taxonomy places the organism in Eukaryota, Metazoa, Chordata, Actinopteri, Cyprinodontiformes, Poeciliidae. Bases 179 to 2131 code for a protein of 650 amino acids. The transcript is spliced from 2 exons. The record is from RefSeq and is a predicted model, not a curated record. Gene Ontology annotation, molecular function: protein binding.
CAGGACAUCACCAGAACCCAUCAUCCCUCCCCUUGGACAAACGUUUUCUUUCAGUGAGGAUAAGAACAAAUUUAAGAAGAAAUCUUGAUUGGAUUUUUCUUUUGUUGGAAAGGAUUUACAGCCUCAUCUAAAUCAGGGCCCUUUGAGUGAUUAGACUGCCAGGAUACGCACCUUAAAGAUGGUACGUCACUGCAAGUCCUUUGUCCUUUUCCUAAUAAGGAUUGGGCUGCUGCUGGGUCUAGCGAACCCCUUGGUCACCUCUGCCUCGUGCCCCUCAGCUUGUCGUUGUGAUGGGACCUUCAUAUACUGUAAUGACCGAGGCUUGACUUCCAUACCUACAGGGAUGCCUCUGGAUGCUACAGUGCUCUUUCUGCAAAAUAACCGCAUCAAGAGUUCAGGCAUCCCCACAGAGCUCCGCGGACUGGUAAAUGUGGAGAAGAUCUAUCUUUACUGCAACAAUCUGGAUGAAUUCCCAACUAAUCUUCCACUCGGACUAAAAGAGCUCCACCUGCAGGAGAAUAAUGUCCGAAUGAUAACCCAUUCCUCAUUAGCUCAGAUUCCUUACAUUGAGGAACUUCAUCUGGAUGACAACUCUGUGUCAGCAGUCAGCAUAGAAGAGGGGGCUUUCAGGGACAGUAAUCACUUGAGACUGCUUUUUCUCUCCAGAAACCAUCUGAGUACCAUCCCAAUAGGCCUACCCAUGAGCAUUGAGGAGCUUCGCUUUGACGAUAACCGCAUCUCGUCCAUCUCAGAGCAAUCGUUACAAGAUCUCAUCAAUCUGAAACGACUAAUCUUAGAUGGCAACCUUCUGAACAACCGUGGGAUUGGAGAAAUGGCUUUCAUCAACUUGAUCAACUUGACUGAGCUGUCACUGGUGAGAAACUCCUUGACUUCACCGCCGGCAAACCUCCCAGGCACCAGUUUGGAAAAACUGCACCUACAAGAUAAUCACAUAAACCGGGUGCCAUCUGGGGCUUUUGCCUACCUUAGGCAGCUGUAUCGCCUGGACCUAUCUGGUAACAACCUAAGUAGCCUCCCACAGGGUGUAUUUGAAGAUUUGGACAAUCUUACACAUCUUCUGCUGAGAAACAACCCGUGGCAGUGCACUUGCAGGAUGAAAUGGGUGCGGGACUGGUUGAGGUCACUACCAACAAAAGUGAAUGUACGUGGUUUCAUGUGCCAGGGACCAGAUAAAGUCAAAGGCAUGGCUAUUAAAGAUCUGACCACAGAUAUGUUUGACUGUGCUGAUUCAGAACUGUUCUCCACAUAUGAGACAAGCACAGUCUCCAACAAUUUACGCCCAUCACAGCCCCAGUGGCCAUCGUUUGUCACCAGAAGGCCUGUGGUGAAAGGGCAUGACAUCAGUAAGAAUUACCACAGUACUACCAGCUCUUCAGGCAGAAAGAUCAUCACCAUCAGUGUGAAAUCAAGUAGUGCAGAUGCAAUUCAUAUAUCAUGGAGAGUGUCACAACCCAUGACUGCCCUGCGGCUCAGCUGGCUAAAGCUGGGACACAGCCCUGCCUUCGGCUCCAUAACUGAAACCAUUGUGCAGGGAGAGAGGACAGAGUAUCUCCUCACUGCACUGGAGCCAGACUCUGCCUAUAGGAUAUGCAUGGUUCCCAUGGAGACCAGCAAUAUUUACCUGUCAGAUGAGACCCCCGUUUGCAUCGAGACAGAGACCGGGCCUCACAAAUCCUACCAACCAACUACAACUUUAAAUAGAGAGCAGGAAAAAGAGCCUUAUAAAAAUUCCAGUCUGCCUUUGGCUGCCAUUAUCGGAGGGGCUGUGGCUCUUUUGGCAAUAAUCAUGCUGGCACUGGUGUGCUGGUAUGUCCACAGGAAUGGGUCACUUUUUUCCAGGAACUGCACCUACAACAAAGGUCGACGGAGAAAGGAUGACUACGCUGAGGCUGGCACCAAGAAGGACAAUUCCAUUCUGGAGAUAAGAGAAACUUCUUUUCAAAUGAUACCUAUAAAUCAUCUGCCCGUGUCCAAGGAGGAGUUUGUGAUACACACAAUUUUCCCACCAAAUGGCUUAAGUUUAUACAAAAGUCCACACAAUGAGAACAGCAUUAACAACAGGAGCUACAGAGACAGUGGAAUACCAGAUUCAGAUCAUUCCCAUUCAUGAUGAUGCACACAGACAUCCAAGAGCAGUGUGUGACAAAAACAGAGCGGCAAGACUUUUACAAAACACUGGAUAUAUGAGACUAAGGGAGCAAUGUUCUGUACAUUUGCCAUAUAAUUUAUAUUUAAGGACAUUUUAUGAAGACUGAGAAGAUUCCAAUUGCAGGCUGUCACUGAACUAUCAAAUGCAAUUCUAUAUUUUAGGGAUUUGUAGUAAUUUGUACUGUAUUUCCUUUGCUUAAGGUUACCAACCGACUAAAGAAACUCUGUGUUCUAUUAAGAUAUGAUGACUUGUCAACUGUGAAAGUGGGUUUUCAUUGCUGUGUUGAACAAUCAGACUUUAGGAAACCUUGUAAUAUAAGCACAGGUCAUUAUUUUAACUUUGUGGCUGUUAGAAAAACAAAAAGGCAAAAAAAUGACAAGGCAAGUAUUGUAAGGCACAGAUCGACCAAUUCACCAAGCAGGCACGUUAAAGCAUCUUAAAGAAUGAGCAGAGACUAGCUGUCUCAACUUCCUAUGGACCAAGAAUUUUACUCAAGUAUUCACCUAAUGUGUGGUUAUGAAUAACUAAAAAUGAGGUGCCAUGAUGUUAUUAUUUCUGCUUUGCUGGGUGUGUUAUUUUUGCUUUGUUUUACAGGUAGACAAAACACAGCAAAGCAGGGUUCCAAUGUAUCUAAUAGGAUUGUAGGCCACAGCACAGGGCAUAAAGCACACCAACCUUAACUAAGUAGACAUGUCUGGCUGACACAUAGGACCCCCCACUACCACCUACUCUAUUUGUAGAAUGGCCAAAUGACAAUGGCGGCAUUCUUUAGUACCAUGUACCAUACGUCAUUCUAGUCUACAGGCCAAAAAAGCCCCAUCUUGUUGGCUUUCAUACAAAUUACCACCGUGUCAGCAACUCCUUAAUCCCCCAUGAGUAUUAUGUUCAUAUUAUUUUCCAAAUGGACACUUGUUUUGUUGCCACAAUUUGAAGUUAACGGUUCUUUACAAUUGAAAAACCAAAGUGCAUUUUAUGCCCUUUGGCCAGUCUUGUAUGUGCCUUGAUCUAAUGCUUAUUGUAUUUAGCUUUUUAAGAAAUCAGUGACUUUUUUUCAUACACACUUGAAUAUGAGAAAUAUUGGUCAUAUUAAAAAAUAAAAGUGGACAAAAACAA